Cercopithifilaria johnstoni is the source of this 963-nucleotide messenger RNA. Lineage: Eukaryota; Metazoa; Nematoda; Chromadorea; Rhabditida; Onchocercidae. The record is from the annotation of a GenBank genome assembly.
AUGGAUUUGGUCAUUAGAGAGAUACGAUCUUAUAGACAGCAAAAUUUUUGGUGUCCAAAUGUGCGCUUUGGGAAUCAUUCUGGUUAUGCAAGAAGCAAUAUAGAAAUCAAAAAAAAUUCUGUUGUAACACUGAUCGUGUUUGAUACGAGUGGUCUCCUUCGCGAUACUGGUUUACUACCUCUUUGCAUCGAAAAACUGUGUCAUGUGCUUAUUCCGUAUACUGUCCUGAAAGAACUGGAUGGAUUGAAAAAAACUGACUACGAGAAAUUGCGAACGAAAGUCAUUCGAACACAUGGAUUUCUGCAUGACUAUUCAAAAAGUGGAUGUUGUUAUUUACAUAUCGAAAAUAUGUUUGAGGCUUCAUUCGGUGUAGAAGAAUUCGGAUGCGAAAAUAAUGAUGAUAUCAUUCUAAAAUGCGCACUGAUCACCACCAAGAGAUACAGGAGUGAGAAAGUAUCGGUGAUAUUCGUUACAAAUGACAAAAGUCUUGCGGUGAAAGCACUGGCGCAUAAUAUUUUCACACUCGAUAGAAAGGAACUGGUUGAUUUAUUGCUAACUAAAGCACCAGAAGGCAAAAAGGAAUUACUAUCACCAGAAAGCCUUGCACAACGGGAAUUUUUGCGAUACAAUUCAGCAGGAAGCUCAGCGCAGCAAAAAUUGUCGCAAAAUAAUUUUCUGCAUUCUGCAUUCGCCAAACAUUUUAACUCCAAAAUAAGGAACAACUUAGUUGUACCUAAUCAGUUUGGGAAUUAUUCAUCUCCAGUAUUUGCACCAGCAACAUUCAUGUUUCAACCUGGAGGACAAAUCAUUAUGCAGAAUUACUUAUUUCGGAUUCAAAACAUAUUUCGCAUGCUUUUAUGCGGUGAACCAUCAUUUCAGCUUCUACAAAAGUUUUUUCCACUCACAUUUCAAAUGUUCGAAAGAAUGGUAAAGGUAACCAACUUCAAUUCAUUUAAAUAUUGA